AUGACCCAGUAUGAGCUGCAGAACACCACCAACAGAGCUGUCGAUUUAUCUUUUAUUGGUUACAGUCUGAAUGCAUUCAACCCUAGUGUCCCUCUCUCUAAAGAUGCUGGCUUUGAGUUCGACAUUUGCUACACUUCCGUGCUGAAGCGGGCCAUCAGGACACUGUGGCUGGUCCUGGACGGCAUUGACCAGAUGUGGGUGCCUGUGCACAGGACCUGGCGGCUCAACGAGCGCCACUACGGAGGUCUGACGGGUCUGAACAAGGCAGAGACGGCCGCCAAGCACGGAGAGGCUCAGGUGAAGAUCUGGAGACGCUCGUUUGAUAUUCCUCCUCCCAUCAUGGGCCCAGACCAUGACUACUACACUAUCAUCAGCAAGGAUCGUCGCUAUGCGGACCUGACUGAGGAGCAGCUUCCCUCCUGCGAGAGCCUGAAGGACACCAUCGCACGGGCGCUGCCCUUCUGGAACGACGAGAUCGCCCCUCAGAUCAAACAGGGGAAGAGGGUGCUCAUCGCCGCCCAUGGAAACAGCCUGAGGGGGAUUGUUAAGCAUCUGGAGGGAAUGUCAGAUGAGGCCAUCAUGGAACUGAACCUGCCCACAGGCAUCCCCAUCCUCUAUGAGCUCGACAAAAACCUGAAACCUGUGAAGCCUAUGCAGUUCCUGGGAGACGAGGAGACUGUACGUAAAGCCAUGGAGGCCGUGGCUGCUCAGGGGAAGGCCAAGAAGUAAAGUAAUAGGAGACAAAAUACCGCUCUCUGUGGGUGAUAGUAUCGACUGGCCUCAGAUUAAUGUUUUUGUUUCUAAACCCUAAUUUAUUUUUGGAUGAUCUACCCUAGAUCAGAGAUGACCUCACUCGUAGGAUAUAUUACAGAUAUAAAUUAGAGAGCCACAGUUCUCAAGAGAUUGUAAGUAAUUUUUGCCAAAAAGGUUGUUUUAACCUUUAAUGAGUUAGCAUUGAACUGAAAUCCUCAGUAUUACUGAGAAAGACAGUUUCUUAUUUGAAUACUUGAAUAUUUAACUAAUUGCCCGUUUACUCCGUUUAACAUUCCUGUUUAAAAUGGAUUAUAUAGUUUAAAUGUCUUUUGAGAAAACAAAGAUAUUUGCUGUGAUGUCAUUGGUUUUGUCAAAAUGCUGAUUAAAGAAAUUACAGAUAAAGAGUUAAAUCCUGGGCAACGUGUAGAGAAUCAUUUGGCUGACUGCUCUUGUUGAGGUAUUCGCUUGUACUGUACAUCUUUAUGAGACACUGUUUUUCAAAUGCCCUGAUUAUGGUCAGGAAGUUAAAUCUGAGCGUCUCAUCAUAUUGACUUCUGCCCAGGAUGCCAAUAUUACUGCCAUGGCAAAUUAAAGAUAUUGUAGUCUAUUAUAAUUCAAUUUAAAAUGUACUUUUGAAUAAAUUAUAUUUACACACACUGGGAAUUUUUAGAUUUAGUUAGACACCUUUUAACAGCAAGGGACCUAUGCAAAGGCUGCAGACUUAUUUGAUCUCACUUUUCAAAGCAUGUUAUCGAUGCAUUCCAGUGAUAAAGGGAUGUCAUUUAGCAAUCUCUUGACAGCAUGAUGAGACAGUGAAAACAGUUCCUCUCUCUUUAUGUCUCUGUCUUCUGUUUGUGCAAUGUCCCUGUGUGUUGUCACAGCCUGUGUUGUGUCAGACUAUCCGUGCUUUUCUUUUUGUGUCUCACCAAGUUUGGUCAUUUUGAACCACUACUUUACGAUCAGCUUUUCCCUCUUGGUGUCGUGUGAUGUAUCCAUGUGCCUCAACCUUCUAAAGUAUAUGACUGCAUCAGCAGAGGUGGUUUUGGGUGAACAGUCUGUGAAUGGAGCAUUUGUCUUCAGGAAAUAUAAUUCUAUUGGCUUAAUGUACCCUGAAAGUUCUGAUGUAAUAAAUGUGCACUUAUCCAAUCCAAAUCAA
Molecule: messenger RNA, 1909 nt
Organism: Paralichthys olivaceus (Japanese flounder)
Lineage: Eukaryota; Metazoa; Chordata; Actinopteri; Pleuronectiformes; Paralichthyidae
Source: RefSeq, a predicted model, not a curated record